Falco peregrinus (peregrine falcon) is the source of this 1988-nucleotide messenger RNA. RefSeq names its product neuraminidase 3 (gene NEU3). Gene Ontology annotation, biological process: oligosaccharide catabolic process; ganglioside catabolic process. Gene Ontology annotation, cellular component: lysosome; cytoplasm; membrane. Gene Ontology annotation, molecular function: exo-alpha-sialidase activity. The transcript has 3 exons. Lineage: Eukaryota; Metazoa; Chordata; Aves; Falconiformes; Falconidae. Bases 1 to 1377 code for a protein of 458 amino acids. The record is from RefSeq and is a predicted model, not a curated record.
AUGUGGGGCCGGGACAGCGGGGUGUGCCCCCAGCCCCAGCGAGGGGCUCCACUCUCACCCCCCCCUUCCGUCCGGCUCAGGCCCCUGCGGGGACCUCGGGGAGGCCACCAUGUCCCAGGCCCUCACCUGCCUCAAGCAUUUAACCCUUACCAUCUGUCCUUCCCACCCUGCCACAGCAGGGGGGGUGGCGGGGAGAGCCCCCCGCCGCCGCCGCCAUCACCGGGAUCCCUGCUGGUCUUCCCGCCGGAGCCGCUGUUUCGGCAGGCGAGCGGGGUUACCUACCGCAUCCCAGCUCUGCUCUACAUCCCCCCGGCCGCCACCUUUCUGGCCUUCUCCGAGAAGCGCUCCUCCACCAGAGACGAGGACACCAAGUACCUGGUGCUGCGGCGGGGCCACCGGCACGGCUCCUCGGUCACGUGGGGUCCGGUGGAGGAGCUGUCAGCGCUGGUGCUGCCCGGCCGCCGCACCAUGAAUCCUUGUCCCCUCUACGAUGCGAGGAGCGGCACCAUCUUCCUCUUCUGCAUCUGUGUCGAGUGGGGAAAGACGGAGCGAUGCCAGAUCUGGAGGGGCUGCAGCGCCGCUCGCCUCUGCUUCGCCACCAGCACUGAUGGCGGCUGCGGCUGGACCCCGCUGCGGGACGUGACGGAUGAAGCCAUCGGUGCCGACCUGGCCCAUUGGGCCACCUUCGCCGUGGGACCGGGCCAUGGGGUACAGCUGGGUUCGGGGCGCUUGGUCGUGCCAGCGUACACCUACUACGUGCACAGGUGUUUGUGCGGGCUUGUGCGGCUGCCUUGCUACACGCGGCAGCACGCCCUCAUCUUCUACAGCGACGACGGCGGGCGCAGCUGGCACAAGGGUGCCCUGGUCGGCGGUGCGCAGACGGGCGAGUGCCAGGUGGCUGAAAUCAGUGGGAGCGAUGCCCACCAGCCCUUGCUCUACUGCAACGCCCGAGCGCUGCGGGGUUGCCGGGCCGUUGCGUUCAGCACCGACCGCGGGCUGCAGUUCGAGCGCCCGGUGCGCUGCAAGGCGCUGGGCGAGCCGCCGCGGGGGUGCCAGGGCAGCGUGGUGAGCUUCGCCGCGCCGGCCAGCACCGGGGAUGCACCCACUUGGUUGCUUUACUCCCACCCGACUGACCGGCACCGCCGGCGCAAUUUGGGUAUCUACCUCAACCCCGCGCCGCUGGAUGGGGCGGGUUGGUGGCACCCAUGGGUGCUGCACCCAGGGCCGGCUGGUUACUCUGACCUGGCCGUCUGCCCCGGCGGCAUGUUCGGCUGCUUGUUUGAGUGCGGCACUACCAGUGCCUGUGAGGAAAUCACCUUCUGCCUCUUCACCCUGGAAACCUCUGACUGCCACGAGCAGAACCUCAAGACUCCCUAAAACAGACCCAUUUUGGGGCGGGGACCGGCGGGGGGGUCACUCCCAACCACCAGCAGCCAGAGCUGGUGAGCCUGGCAAUGCUGGGACCUCACUGGGACAUUCUCGAUUCACCGGAGGCUCAGCAUCACAUAGCUUUUAUUUAAUUAACGCUUGGCUUUUAGAUUACUGAUCGGGUAGGUGUCGGUGGUGACCGGCGGUGGGCUGGCGGGUGCCAGCACAGCCCCUGAGCUGCCGCAGCUUCACCCAAGAGCAGCGUUUGUCACCUGGUAGCAGCAACAAAGCAGCAGGUGCCACUGAGAGCAGCUGGUCCCCUGGUGACAAACAGACCAGCAAGCAGUGGUUUAGUGACAAAUACUGGUAAUUCCAGUGUCCCCCCCCCCAUGUAGCAGGGAGCAAGUUCCCCUUUUUUACCUUUUCUUUUAAUCCUGUUUUCUUCAGUUUCCUAGUACAAGCUGAGUUUUGCCCCGUAUUCCCAUGGAAAAAAAGCACUCAAAUCUCCGGGGCGUAGGAGGAGAGAGGGAUUCUGCUCCACAGAGGACAGGUUGUGGCAUCCCGACGGUGAGGGCAACCUCACAUCCCUGUGCUGGUGCCAAAUAAAAUCCUCCCAAAAU